CGCAUCAGUGACGUCGGCAAAGGACGAUGUUUCCGUAGCAACUCCCGGUCUGUUUCCCGCAGUAGUCGCUGUGCUACCGGAGUUCAAGAGGUGGAGGGAUUGUCGUUCAGUAACUGGAUACAACCUCUGGCUUGUGGGUUUUAGAGACACGAGGACGACGCGGUAUUGAGGCGGCAAGUCCGCAGUUCCGUGGGGAGAUGCUGAACAUGUGGAAAGUCAGGGAGCUGGUGGACAAAGCCACUAAUGUGGUGAUGAACUACUCGGAGAUAGAGUCCAAGGUUCGAGAAGCCACCAAUGACGACCCCUGGGGACCCUCUGGUCAACUAAUGGGGGAGAUAGCUAAAUCUACCUUUAUGUAUGAGCAGUUCCCAGAGGUGAUGAAUAUGCUAUGGACCAGAAUGCUGAAGGACAACAAGAAGAACUGGAGACGAGUAUACAAGGCCUUACUCCUGCUGGCCUAUCUGAUCAGGAAUGGCUCAGAGAGAGUUGUGACCAGCGCCAGAGAACACAUCUAUGACCUGCGUUCUCUAGAAAACUACAACUUCAUUGAUGAAAAUGGGAAGGAUCAGGGUAUCAAUGUGCGUCAAAAGGUUAAAGAGAUGGUGGAGUUCAUCCAGGACGAUGACAGACUGAGAGAGGAGAGAAAAAAAGCCAAGAAGAACAAGGAUAAAUACAUUGGAGUCUCAUCUGAAAGUAUGGGUGGAGGAGGGGGAAGCUUUAAGGGCUCUAAUGAAUUGGAUCGGAGUAAAUGGGAUGAAGACUGGGACAAGAGCAGAGGAGCUUUCCCCUUCAGUGAAAAGCUUGGAGAAAUUAGUGAUAAAAUAGGCAGCACCAUUGACGACACACUCAACAAGUUCAGAAAGAAGGAACGAGACGACUCACCUGACAGAAUCAGUGACAACGAGGAGGACCGAGCAUCAAGAAACGGGAGGCAGGAAACACUCGAGUUUAAAGAUGAGGAGGAAACUGUCACAACAAAGAGUAUCCAGAUCACACAAGCAACAGAAACCACAACCACCACCACACGGAAACGCAGCGGAGGAGUGAGCAGCAAGACGCUGGACCUGGGCGCUGCAGCCCACUACACAGGAGACAAGAGUUUAGAGGAAAAGCCCUCAGUCAGACAGUCUUCAAGCAGUGGUCUAGCUGACCUGCUAGUUAUUGACCCUUCAUCCAGUCAGAGUAAUACAACAGGAGGCAGUUCAGACCUCAUUGGUGGCUUCGCUGACUUCUCCUCACCUGCAGCCUCUGCCAGCCUCCCCACCACGGCUGCAUCAUCCAGUGGAAAUGGAGAAUUUGGGGACUGGAAUGCCUUUUCUGGAAAUCCUCCAGCUUCUUCUAGCUCUGCUCCCUCCCAGCCUGUUAAUGACUUGUUCAGCAGUGCCCAGUCACCCACCACCCCAGCCUCUAACCCCACUCCCGGCCCACCAUCUGCUGAGCUUUUUGACCUGAUGGGUGGUGUUAACCAUCAACUAACCAAUCCACAUACGACACUCAGUGCCUCUCAGAGCAUGACUUUCUCUCUGGGAGGGGUGACACCAGGAACAUCUGUUGUUAUGCCUACAAUCCCCAUGUCUCGUUCUCAACAGAAUUUGGGGAGCAUGGUGUCUCAGCAGCCAAUUGGACAACAGCAGAAGGUCGGCGUGGGAGUACAGGGAUCAUUAGGGUCAACUUGGUCUGAUCCCUCUGUCAACAUUAGCCUGGACUUCCUUUCAGCAGGCCUCAACCCCUCUAAGACACCACCCACUCUCAACAAUAUUAUCCAGCAACAAGGAGUACCUCCCGUCAACCUGCUGGCCCAGAAUUUUGGAGGACUUAACCUCAGCUCACCACCCCACGUGACACCUAUAAGACCACCAGCCAAUCCUAUGAUGGCCAGCAAUGCCAUGACGAUCGGCAUGCCAACAUCAAUGGCAACUGGCAUGCCUGCUUCCCUGGCGGCGGGUAUGCCACCUUCAAUGACGACAGGUUUACCGGGCGGAAUCCCUGUAAACCAAGGCGUGAUGGGAAUGAACAUGAGCAUGAAUAUGGGCAUGGCUGCUCCUAUGAUGAUGGGUGGAAUGGCAGGCAUGGGAAUGCCGGGAGUAGGCAUGGGCCUAAAUCACUCCAUCGCUCCAGCAGUGGUCCCACCUAAACAAGAUGCCUUUGCUAACUUUGGCAACUUUGGGAAAUAGAGGUGUGGAAAUUGAGUGUUUGUGUGUGUGCGUGUGUACGCAUGUGUGUGUGUGAAUGAGUGAGACUGAGUGAGAAUGUCUAAUAUUGUGAGAGUGUGAACUACAGAAGGACUGCUGUACUUGAAGACAACCUUGCAUGUUUCACUGUCUGCUUCUGCUCUCUUUAGUGAGCUGGCACCAGUCCCAAUCUGCAGACAUGAUCAGUAAGGUAGUGGGGCACCCACUGGUGCUCCUCACUCAGUGGUAACAUUAUUACACAGACAAAACCAGAAGUGCUGUCAAGAUGUCAACACACAGCGUGUAUUCAUUACUUCCCUGCAGCAGAAAAAUCUUAGUCUUCACGUUUGAUAUAACUACAAUAUACCCCCCUUCAUUCAGUUCGUAUGUUCAGUGAAAAAAAUAUGGCACUACUGCCUUAAUUUUCCAUUGUAGCCUAAUUUAUGUUUUUAAUGGAAUUCAACAAGCAAAUUUAAGCCAAUCCAUUAUUGCUGACCGUGACUCCAUAACAAUGUGAGAAAUGUGUACUAUGGUCUGCCAGCAGAGGGCUGUAUGAGUAUACAUGUCAAAAACAGAACUGAUGAGUUGCAUUUCGACUUGAGCCAUAACAGGUAAAAUGAAAUGCAAGUUUUUAUUUGAUUUUAAUUUAAUUUUUAAAUGAUUUUUUUUAUGUUUUUGAUCUGCCCUCACCUUUUUCUAUCAGACUGUGACCGUUCACAAUAAAUUGAUAGUCAGUAGGUCAAUAAAAUGCAGUUGAUAUUUAAAAGGCAUUAUGAAUAGAUACACUUAAAAAAGUGUAAGGCUCUUUAGACAUUUACUGUUAAGAGAAACCUAUACUUUGCUGUACACUCUGGUUUACCAGAUUUCUGCCUGAUUAAAAGGCCAGUCAGUAUUAAACUGAAAUUGUUGACUGAUAUUUUCUUUUUAUGCAACCAUUUCAGUGUCAGUUCAUAAAUGUUCCUAUUUAACACUUAUGGGUUUGUUUCUAAACCAUAAAGGUCUAUGUCUCUUCAGCUUUUACAUAUGUAAACUGUUUGUGAAUGGAGUCAAAGAGGAAAUGUUUUCUUAGUAGCUGUGAGGAAGAGUCACAAUCUACAUAACUGAAAACCACAAGCUGCUAAAUUUCAUGUUUACAGCAGUGACGGUAGAAUUUGUCUGGACAACUCGGCAGUUAAAUUCAUGGUAUUUUUAUUUUUGUUCCCAGCAAACACUUUUCACUUUGCACCUCAUUUGGUGGUCUCUUGAAACACAGGUUGCAUACCUGCACCUCAGCCUGCAUUUAAGAGUGCAACUUCCUCUUAAUUUCACAUUUUUUUCAUACAAAAGAAAAAUUUUAUUUGCUGAGUUUACAAAGGUCAUUGCUUGGGUGAGCGGACACCAAUCCAAAAUGUUUGGAGGUUUUUGAGUGGAGUUUGUGUGUGAAAUAAGUGAGUGAGAGUGUGUGUGACUUUGUGUAUGGGUAUAGUUUUCUGUUUGAUGUGCAAACACAGCUAAGCAGAGCCUCUUGUCAUUUUCUGAGGCACUGCCCUCCAAAUGACCAAAUCUUUAUUUUGUUACUCUCAGAAGGAUAAUUCCAUAGUUUUUAGUUUAAUAUUUUAUUAGUUUACUUGUAAGGUUAUGUUCAUAUGGGAGAGUUACAGCUAACAGUAGUUUACUUGAAUUAUGUUUUUUUUUCUUCAAUACAAACCUUUUGAUUUGAUUAUACUCUAUAUUUUCUGUACUUCAUUCAACAUUAAAUUAAAUUAUAACAUUAAA
Messenger RNA from Melanotaenia boesemani (Boeseman's rainbowfish), 3926 nucleotides. Its product is annotated as clathrin interactor 1-like. The record is from RefSeq and is a predicted model, not a curated record. NCBI's taxonomy places the organism in Eukaryota, Metazoa, Chordata, Actinopteri, Atheriniformes, Melanotaeniidae. Gene Ontology annotation, molecular function: phospholipid binding; clathrin binding. Gene Ontology annotation, biological process: endocytosis. The transcript is spliced from 12 exons. Gene Ontology annotation, cellular component: plasma membrane; clathrin vesicle coat; endosome. Bases 198 to 2174 code for a protein of 658 amino acids.